Molecule: messenger RNA, 1988 nt
Organism: Bursaphelenchus xylophilus (pine wood nematode)
Lineage: Eukaryota; Metazoa; Nematoda; Chromadorea; Rhabditida; Aphelenchoididae
Source: the annotation of a GenBank genome assembly
AUGGUAGUGUUGACUGAUGAACAACUAGCGUUGGCCGAGAAAGGACUGUGGCGACGGGAAUUGGAGAAGGAUGCUUGCGGAGUGGGAUUUGUCGCCAACAUCAAGGGAAUUCCCUCUCAUAAGGUAAACUAAUAUAAUUUUUGAAAUUUUUUCUUCUUUUUUUUUGCUCUAAAAACUUGGGUUAUUAUGGUUUACACUGCGUGUAAUAAGAUUUACUUGUUUUCACAUUCAAAAAAUCGUUUCUUCUCUAAAACGUGAUGUGAUAUUUUUGAUCAAACUCAAGAAUCUUGAAGUUCCUGAAACCAAUCUCUAAAAAUACCCAUCUCUCUUGCCUGUUGCCCUUUUGUUAUCGCACAUGGUGUCAUCGUCCAAGGCAAACGUACCUUUUCAAGGUUUACUGCACCGAUUUUUGAGCAAACAAAUAAUUUUGAUAAGGUCGAAAACACAUGUUUAAUGUUUUUUGAUAAGAUUCCACUCAAGCCUUUGAAGUUUUAUCAAAAGUUUAUGAACGUUUUUGAUCAAGAAAUUGUAAGCGUAAUUUGGUAAUGCAGAAAAACAUAGUAAUGGCAGUGGAAGGAGGGAAACAUAAUCGUCAUGUAUAACACAAAGCAAUAUUGAAAUUUGUGAUUGAAGUAAUUCAAUGAAGAAAUUGUUUUAGAUCCUCCAAGAAGGCAAUGUUAUGCUGGAACGAAUGGCCCAUCGAGGAGCGUGCGCCUGCGACAACAACUCGGGAGAUGGCGCCGGAGUCAUGGCCGCCGUCCCCGACUCCUUUUAUCGAAAAAUCCUCAAAGAAGACCACAAAAUAGAUCUUCCCCCGUUUGGUGCAUAUGCAACUGGCAUCUUGUUCAUGGAGAAAUCUUCAUACAAACAGUGCAAGACUUCAUUCGCGGAUCUGGCCAAGUUUUGCGGAUUGAAUGUGAUCUCAUGGAGAAAGUUGAAGAUAAACCCGGAAAUUCUCGGAGCUGAAGCCCGGAAAACGGAGCCUUGCAUUCGACAAGUCUUUGUGACCGCAGAAAAUGCCGAGAAGGAUCGGGAUCAGUUUGAUCGGACCGUGUAUAUGCUGAGGAAAGCCGCCGUACAUCACUUUAACAAAGAAGGAAUCAAUUGUUAUUUGUGUUCACUUUCGUGUUCAACCAUUGUUUAUAAGGUGAGAAUAGGGGUUAUUGAUAAAUGAUAGGGAUGUACUUGAAUUUAGAAUUGAUUUCCAUGAAAUUGAUACUGUUUUUGAAGGAGUAUUACUGUAUACAGCUGUAGUUUUUUAGGGGUUUGGAAAAUGUCUUUGCUUUUUUUAAAGUUUUUGAUAAUUUUUUAAUUUUAGGGCCAAUUUACCCCGUGGCAACUGUACAAAUACUACGAUGACCUCACCAACCCCGAGUUUGUCACCCACAUAGCCCUUGUUCACAGUCGGUUUUCCACCAACACCUUCCCCACCUGGUCCCGCGCUCAGCCCAAUCGAAUGGUCGCCCAUAAUGGAGAAAUUAACACCCUCCGAGGAAAUAUUAACUUCAUGCGAGCCCGAGAAGGGACCAUGAACAGCCAGAAGUACGGGGAAAACCUGAACAAGCUGUACCCGGUGGUUGAGGAGGGAAUGACCGACUCUGGAUCUUUUGAUAAUGUACUUGAGUUCUUGGUCCGAGCCGGGGAUAGAACUCUUCCAGAGGCCGCAAUGAUGAUGGUUCCAGAAGCCUGGGAGAAGGAUGAGGUGAGAAAUUGAAGGAACAAUGGAAUUUAUAUUGUUUUAGGAGAUGCUUCCAGAGAAAAGGUCCUUUUAUCGAUGGGCCUCGAUGCUCAUGGAACCCUGGGAUGGCCCAGCUCUUUUGGCCUUCUGUGACGGCCGAUAUGUUGGAGGAAUCUUGGACCGAAAUGGACUUCGACCUGCGAGAUACUACCUUACGGAUGAUGGACACAUAUACAUGUCAUCGGAAGUUGGCGUUAAUGAUAUUCCGGUGGAAUCAGUUGUCAAAAAAGUAAGUUUUUUUGUGGUAUAA